GUUAAAUACUGCUUCCAUAAUAGCUAAAUAGAAUCCUUCAACUCCGUCUAAAUUGCCUAAAUACUUUUACAUGAUCUCGAAAUGAGUAUAAGGAUUUUGAAGUGAUGAUUUACAUAUUACAUAGUGAAAAAUUGGAAUCAUUUCAUCUGUGCUUAUUAUUGAAGGCUAUCUUGUGUAUUAGUUAUAAUAGUCAAUUAUGGCAGAAUAAAUACUUCUGAAACAAACGACUAAUUAUUUAACUUUAUGAUGAGGAGUUUAUCGAAAUUAAAUUAAUUUUAAAGAUUCAAUAGCAUUUUAAAAUGGGGA
Paramecium sonneborni is the source of this 306-nucleotide messenger RNA. NCBI's taxonomy places the organism in Eukaryota, Ciliophora, Oligohymenophorea, Peniculida, Parameciidae. The record is from the annotation of a GenBank genome assembly.